AUGAGUGCACAGGAGUUGCGUCGACAACGAGGAUAUGUCAAGGCCAAGGUGACAAAGACAUGGAAAUACGUCGAGAAUGUCGUUAAUAAGAGAAUAGCAGCGAACAUUAAGACAAUUACUGUACACCUGGAGAAGCUAGAACAGGCGUACAACAAUUUUAAUGAGUUACAACGAAAGCUAGUAUGCACAAUUGAAGAAGAAGAUCUACAAGCCGAUGAUCAGAAGGAGGACGAUACUUUCGAGGAUCGAUAUAUAGAAUUGAAGGCGACGCUAUCGAAAUGGAAGGCUGCGCUCAAGCCUGCUGUAAAGCUGCCGACAAUUAAGUUGCCAACGUUCUCGGGAGAAAUCGAAGAUUGGAAACGAUUCUCCGACAAUUUCGUCACAUUAAUUCACAACAGUGAAUUAUCGGCUGUUCAAAAGCACCAAUAUCUAGUCGGUGCAGUAACGGGCAGUGCGGCAAAAAUCAUCGAGUCUAUUGAGAUUUCGGUGCAAAACUAUGAAAUAGCUUGGAAUCUUUUGAAGAACCGUUACGAAGAUCCAAAGGCAUUGAAGCGGCGACAUAUUCAUUGUUUGUUUGAAGCACCCAAGGUCGGUCAAGAGUCAGCAGUCGAAAUCGAGGAGCUGGUCAACCAUUUCCAAAAUCAUUUGCGCAUUUUGAAAUCAAUGGAAUCCGAGAGCUAG
Molecule: messenger RNA, 681 nt
Organism: Nylanderia fulva
Lineage: Eukaryota; Metazoa; Arthropoda; Insecta; Hymenoptera; Formicidae
Source: RefSeq, a predicted model, not a curated record